CGGGCCGGGGAGGAGUCAACAUGGUGGGGAAGCUGCCCUGUGGGUGUGGGGGACGGCGGCCAGGGCUCUGGUCAGUUGUCUCCACUCUGCCGAGCAGGAAGGAGAAGUGGCCCGACCCCUUGGCAGUCCCUCCCCGCAGCCUUUCCCCACAUUACUUCCCUGGGGCUCCGGUCCCUCACUUGCUCAACUCCAGCUCGGCUCCGCCAGCGUGAGGCCUCCCGACGGGAUUGCACCGUCCUCCCUUCCCAGCAAGGGGGCUCCAGAGACUGCCCCAGCCAGGCAGUCUGGUGGCCUGGGGGAUUCGGUGGGUCUGCUCCUCAGCACUGGCCUGGGGCUCUGUGUGACAGCCCCCUUGGUAAUGUCCAGGGCUCCGGGAAGAGAUGUCCUUGUGGCUGGAGGCCCCUGUGCCUGAUGCUUCUCCUGACUCUGCAGUGGAGCUGUGGGAGCCAAAUGCACAAGAUGCCGGCAGCCAGGCGCUGGGAGGCAACACUGGCGUCCUCAGGGAGGAAGCCAGCACUCCCCAAUCUGCUGGGGGCUCUCUGGGGGCAGGGCUGGAGGCAGCAGAGCCCACAGUCCUGCUCCCUGGGGUGGAUACCCCUCCAGAGUCUACAGAGCUGCGUCCACAAAAGCGGAAAAAGGGGCCAGCCCCCAAAAUGCUGGGGAACGAGCUGUGCAGUGUGUGUGGGGACAAGGCCUCCGGUUUCCACUACAACGUGCUGAGCUGUGAGGGCUGCAAGGGCUUCUUCCGCCGCAGCGUUAUCAAAGGGGCGCGCUAUGUCUGCCACAGCGGGGGCCACUGCCCCAUGGACACCUACAUGCGCCGCAAGUGUCAGGAGUGUCGUCUUCGAAAAUGCCGCCAGGCCGGCAUGCGGGAGGAGUGUGUCUUGUCCGAAGAGCAGAUCCGCCUGAAGAAACUGAAGCGGCAAGAGGAGGAACAGGCUCAGGCCACGUCCAUGACCCCAAGGGUGUCCUCACCUCCCCAAGUCCUGCCCCAGCUCAGCCCCGAGCAGCAAGGCAUGAUUGAGAAGCUGGUGGCCGCCCAGCAACAGUGCAACCAACGCUCUUUCUCUGACCGGCUUCGAGUCACGCCUUGGCCCAUGGCACCCGAUCCCCAGAGCCGGGAGGCCCGGCAGCAGCGCUUUGCCCACUUCACCGAGCUAGCCAUCGUCUCCGUGCAGGAGAUCGUUGAUUUUGCCAAACAGCUGCCUGGCUUCCUGCAGCUCAGCCGGGAGGACCAGAUUGCCCUGCUGAAAACCUCUGCGAUCGAGGUGAUGCUUCUGGAGACAUCUCGGAGGUACAACCCCGGGAGUGAGAGUAUCACCUUCCUCAAGGAUUUCAGUUAUAACCGGGAAGACUUUGCCAAAGCAGGGCUGCAGGUGGAGUUCAUCAACCCCAUCUUCGAGUUCUCCAGAGCCAUGAAUGAGCUGCAACUCAAUGAUGCCGAGUUUGCUUUGCUCAUUGCCAUCAGCAUCUUCUCUGCAGACCGGCCCAACGUGCAGGACCAGCUCCAGGUAGAGAGGCUGCAACACACAUAUGUGGAGGCCCUGCAUGCCUAUGUCUCCAUCCACCACCCCCAUGACCGACUGAUGUUCCCACGGAUGCUAAUGAAACUGGUGAGCCUGCGGACACUGAGCAGUGUCCAUUCAGAGCAAGUGUUUGCACUGCGCCUGCAGGACAAAAAGCUUCCCCCGCUGCUCUCUGAGAUCUGGGAUGUGCACGAAUGACGGCUCUUCCACCCACCCCCAUCCCCCAUAUCUUCUGUUUUCUGGGCUGGAAGGCUGAGGCGCCUGGCUGCUUCCUAGAGGUGAAGCAGACUGAGAAGGGCAAACAUUCCUGGGAGCCGGGCAAAGGAGAUCCUCAUGUGGCAUUAAAGGAGAGUCAAAGGGUUGGGAGUUUGUGGCUGCUGGGCAGUGGAGGGUCCUGCUAAAACUGUGCUCCAUUUGAAGACUGUACUGCCAC
Messenger RNA from Zalophus californianus (California sea lion), 1959 nucleotides. It is a transcript of the gene NR1H3, whose product is annotated as nuclear receptor subfamily 1 group H member 3. The record is from RefSeq and is a predicted model, not a curated record. The transcript has 10 exons. Gene Ontology annotation, molecular function: nuclear receptor activity; RNA polymerase II cis-regulatory region sequence-specific DNA binding; zinc ion binding. Lineage: Eukaryota; Metazoa; Chordata; Mammalia; Carnivora; Otariidae. The coding region runs from base 381 to 1724 and encodes 447 amino acids. Gene Ontology annotation, biological process: negative regulation of transcription by RNA polymerase II; lipid metabolic process; positive regulation of transcription by RNA polymerase II.